CAACUAAAUCAACCAACCAUUCAAUAUUGGCUAACAAUCACAAGCCUUUUCUCUCUAUUUCAUCCUCACAUUUUUCCCAUAAUUUUCUGCACAUUAAUAUAUCCAAUGGACUCUACAACCGAAAUCACCCAUGAUUUUCCACCCUUUUUUAGGAGAUUUAAAGAUGGCCGUAUCGAACGUUUUGUCACAACCCCACGCCUACCACCAUCUACUGAUCCCAUCACAGGAAUUCAGUCCAAAGAUGUUGUUAUAUCACCCGAUAUCGAUAUAAAAUCUCGAAUUUUCCUUCCAAAGAUUAAUCCUAGUGAUCCUCCAAGAAAAUUGCCUCUUAUAAUAUACGUGCAUGGGGGUGCUUUUUGCAUUGGAUCACCUAUUAACAUUAUCACACAAGGCUUUCUUACGCCUUUAGUUUCUCAAACUCCGUCUGUAGCCAUUGCAAUUGGCUACAGACUCGCCCCGGAACACCCUCUCCCCACUGCAUACCAUGAUUGUUGGGCCGCGUUCCAGUGGAUCGCGGCCCAUGCAAAUGGUUCAGGACCCGACCCAUGGAUCAACGACUAUGUUGACAUGAGUCGGGUCUUUUUGGUUGGGGAGAGUGCAGGGGCGAAUUUGGUUCAUUACCUUGCAGUUCAAGGUGGAGUUAAUAAAACCGGGUUGAGUAUCAAUGGAUUGAUCACAUUGCACCCGUAUUUCGCUCAAAAAGAGGCAGAUAAAUUGAUCCGGUAUUUGUACCCGGGUAGUUCCGGGUCAGAUGAUGACCCGAAACUUAACGCGGGUGCAGAUCCUAAUCUUGAGAAAUUGUGUUGCUCAAGGGUAUUGAUAGCAGUGGCAGAAAAGGACUUUUUGAAACCAAGAGGAGUGCAAUACAAGGAGAUAUUAGAAAAGAGUAAAUGGAAAGGGAAGAUUGAGUAUGUUGAGAAUGAAGGGGAAGAUCAUGUGUUUUAUUUGUUUAAUCCAUCAAGUGAAAAAGCCAGGGGUCUAUUUCAAAUGAUGAUUUCUUUUGUUAAUCAAGCAAUCUAGGAAAGAUUUUCUAUAAUGUAUUGUUGUUGUUUAGUAUUAUUGAUAUCGACUUAUUGUUAUAACUUAUGUAGCAAAAGGUUGUGGUGUGGUCAUGUAUUAAUGGAUUGGUACCCAAUUAGGUAUGAAUAAAUCUUAUUUUUAGUAUGAAAA
This is a messenger RNA of Erigeron canadensis, 1170 nucleotides long. Its product is annotated as probable carboxylesterase 5. Gene Ontology annotation, molecular function: hydrolase activity. The coding region runs from base 106 to 1020 and encodes 304 amino acids. The transcript has a single exon. The record is from RefSeq and is a predicted model, not a curated record. Lineage: Eukaryota; Viridiplantae; Streptophyta; Magnoliopsida; Asterales; Asteraceae.